Messenger RNA from Malaclemys terrapin pileata, 696 nucleotides. Its product is annotated as bone marrow proteoglycan-like. Bases 1 to 600 code for a protein of 199 amino acids. NCBI's taxonomy places the organism in Eukaryota, Metazoa, Chordata, Testudines, Emydidae. The record is from RefSeq and is a predicted model, not a curated record. The transcript is spliced from 6 exons.
AUGGAUGCCCAUAGCCCGCUGGCCCUGUGUUACAGGGCAGGUCUGCCUGAGAUGAAGCUGUUCCUGGUCCUGGUCCUGGCACUUGCCCUGCUGGGGGCCGUCUCUGCUCGCCAGCUCCAUGAAGGCGCCCCGGAGCAGGAGGUACCAGCCGAGCAGGGCGAGGAGGAGCCCAGGGAGCUGGAGCCACCGUGCCCCACAGACAGGGAGAGCUUCAGGGUGAUUGUGCCUGGCCAGGGGGGCUGCUUCGCUCGGUAUGUGGUUGUGAACAAUUGCCAGACAUUUUGGAACGCCCAGAACGUGUGUGCCCGCUGCUACCGCGGCCGCCUGGCCUCCAUCCACGGCAGCGUGAUCAACCGCCACCUGAGCUGCAUGGCGCGUGCCCACACCAACCGGGCCCAGGUGUGGAUUGGAGGCAUCACCUCCGGCAGGAACCACUGUCUGCACGCCUACUGGGCCGACCACAGUCCCUGGAACUACUCCAACUGGGCCAGAGGGAACCCCUGCCGCACUGGGCAAAUGUGUGUCGCUAUGUGCCCUUCAGGUGGUCAAUGGAGAAGUGUGAGUUGCUGGGUUAGCAUGCCCUUUAUCUGUCAGUACUGAGGGGGCUGCUCCCCCCACAGGGCCCCGCUGCCCCCACCGCUCUGCUGGCCUGAGACUCCCCGCUCCGCUCUGCCAGGGGCGCCCCUGCUCCCUGGA